Melitaea cinxia (Glanville fritillary) is the source of this 2099-nucleotide messenger RNA. RefSeq names its product probable cytochrome P450 304a1 (gene Cyp304a1). Lineage: Eukaryota; Metazoa; Arthropoda; Insecta; Lepidoptera; Nymphalidae. The transcript is spliced from 9 exons. Gene Ontology annotation, molecular function: oxidoreductase activity, acting on paired donors, with incorporation or reduction of molecular oxygen; heme binding; monooxygenase activity. The record is from RefSeq and is a predicted model, not a curated record. Bases 20 to 1555 code for a protein of 511 amino acids.
GCUAGUGUCUCCUGAUAAAAUGAUUGGAUUCAUAAUAACGUUAUUUUUCAUUACAUUACUUGUGGUACAUUUGUUUAAAAAUGCAUUUAAGAGGCCCUCGGAAAAUUUCCCACCAGGACCUCCCAGUUUACCUAUUUAUGGAGCCUACUGGAUCGUAUUGCUGCGUGAGAUAGACAAUUUAGGAGGAUCGUUUAGGAAGCUCGCUAAAGACUACAAAACGAAAGUUCUAGGACUGUAUCUUGGAAACGUACCAACGAUUGUUGUUGAUGAUCCGACAUUGAUUAAACAAGGUCUUUACAACGAAGCCUUCGAUGGCCGCAUGGAUUUAAUACUUAGCCGCUUGAGAUCGUAUUGGAAAAGACUUGGUAUUUUCUUCACUGAUGGAUACUUCUGGCAUGUCCAGAGACGAUUCUCACUAAGGUACUUGAGAGACUACGGUUUUGGAAGGAGAGAUAAUAGACUCGAGGCCGUAUUAGCUCAUGAGAUUCAAGAAAUGAUCGAUAUGGCGCGCAACGGACCGAAAUAUUUUGGCGAAAAGGAAAUCGUAAAAGGAGAUCUCAUAUAUCUUCAAGACUUCUUUGCUGUACCUUUCAUCAAUGGUCUCUUGCAUAUUUUCAAUGGCACGAUUGUACCGAGACCUGAAUACCACACCUUAUGGAAAUUGGCUCGCAAAACCUUACUGUUUCAACGAGGCUCAAAUGAUUUAGGUGGUGCCUUAUCCCUGACUCCUUGGCUUAAAGACAUAAUGCCUAAUUACAGCGGAUUUGCGGGCCUUUGGGAAGGAAGUCAUUACAUGUUAAAUUAUUUUCACGAUCUCAUAAAAAAUAUAUCCAAAACUCAAGAUGAUACGCACGAUCGUAAUUUUAUAGAUAUUUAUUUACGGAAAAUUAAAGAGGAACAGAAAACUGGUAAACGCACGACGUUUUCAGAGCAUCAACUAGAACUAACUCUUACGGAUUACGCUUUCCCAGCCGCGACCGCUACACAAUCGGUUUUGACAUUAUUGUUAGAAAGAAUCCUCCUCGAUCCACAGAUUCAAGAUAAAAUACACGAAGAGAUCGAUCGAGUAGUGGGACGUGAUCGCCUUCCAACUCUAGAUGACAGGCAAAACAUGCCUUAUACAGAAGCUUGCAUUCGAGAAAUAAUGAGGUACGAGACAUUAGUUCCAAUGGGAGUACCGCACCGUGCUAUGAAAGACACGAAAAUAGAUGGCUAUGACAUCCCCGAGAAUACAGCUGUGUUUUUCAAUUACUUAAGUCUACACCACGACAGGGAGAUAUGGGGAGACCCUGAGAACUUUAGACCAGAACGUUUUAUAGAAAACGGAAUGUUACAGCUAUCUAAAGACAAAUCUCUACCUUUUGGUGCCGGUAAAAGGCUCUGCGCUGGUGAAACUUACGCCCGGCAGACGAUGUUCCAAACGUUCGCGGCAUUCAUGCAAGCGUUCACAAUCUCCACAGCUGAUGGCAAACCUCUUAAGAAACCUUUUCGAAAAAUUCAAGGCAUUAUUACUACAGUACCUGAGUUCUGGCUGAGAGUUACUCCUAGAUAUUAAAAUAGAGCAGGGUUACGAGGCAGGAUCCUUUAUGGGAGUAUACCCGUAAAAAAUUUUGAUAUGCCCAAACGACGAUUAAAGUGUUACUUUUUUUAUUUUACUUCAAAAAAGGACGGGACUCUCAAUACGGCUGUAUUCAUUUUACGUGUGUCUUACCUCAGAACUUUUUAUUAGGUGGACCGAUUUCGAUCUUUUUUUAAACGAAAAUUGAAGUUUGUCGUGUGCUUUCAUUUAAAUUUUUUAACAUUUUUUUCGUCUAUCUAAGUUGUAUGCUAGCUGGUCACUGUAGUUGAAGUCGUUUAAUUUUUCGUUUGCGAAUUAACACAAUUAUAAUGAAACCAUUGGUGAAAGUUACUUAGAAAAUGCAAUAAAACAAUCUUAAUAACAAAAUGUCUUGAUUAUAUCAUUGACAUUUUGGUCACAUUUGGUGGUUGGUUUUGAACUAUUCAAGAACAUUAAAUGCCACUCUAUUACUACUACACAGAUAAAAAUAUUUAUCAUAUAUUGUUUUCUAAUGUUUACGUGAAUAUAAUUCAUUAUAAUG